CCGGCUUGGCCUGGGUGAGAUCAUGGAGGAGGCUCAGCGGGAGCUCCUCCAGCGGAACCGCCUGCCCCUGGUGAAGGAGCUGCAGGUGGAGCCGCUCUGGGAUCUGAUGCUGGCCCGGGAGCUGUUCACUCGGGACAUGAUCGAGGACAUCCAGAGGGCUGGUACUCGGAGAGACCAGGCUAGGCAGUUGAUCACGGAUCUUCAGACACGAGGGAGGCGUGCCCUUCCUACAUUCAUCUCUUGCCUAGAAGACACCGGCCAAUGGGCUCUAGCAACUCUGCUCCGUGAAAGCAACACGACCCAGCGACUGGACCCCAUUGACAUCAAACCAAUUGAAAUAGUCAGAUCUGGGGAACUAAGCAAUAACUGUAUGGCUCUUCCCAUGAGACCACUGACCCCAGGCUCACAAACCAGCAGGAAAGAAGACCCAGGGGCAUCAUACUUGGAUCUAGCACGGGGUGCUGUGGGGCCUACACAAACCAGAUGUGGGAGAAACACUGGUGUGGUUGGACAGGUAUAUACUCUGAACUCAGACCCAUGUGGCUACUGCCUCAUUAUCAACAACGUGGACUUCCAUUCUUCCUCUGGCCUUUCUGUCCGAACAGGCUCCAACAUUGACUGUGAAAAGAUGCAGAAACGCUUCCAAGCGCUGCAUUUUGCUGUGGAGGUUGAGUGGAAUCUGAGCGCGAAGGCAAUGGGAGCAGCCUUGCAGCAGCUGGCUGAGAGGGACCACAGCACCCUGGACUGCUGCGUGGUGGUCAUUCUGUCUCAUGGCUGUCAGUCCAGUCACAUCCAGUUUCCUGGAGCCAUCUAUGGCACAGACGGUGCCUCCAUUUCAGUCGAGAGAAUUGUGAACAUCUUCAGUGGGUCCCGAUGCCCCAGCUUGGGAGGGAAACCCAAGCUUUUCUUCAUCCAGGCCUGUGGUGGGGAUCAGAAAGACCAUGGAUUUCAGGUGUCUUCUGAUACUCCUGAGGACAAGUCCCCCAGCAGUGACCCUGAGACAGAUGCCACCCCUUUUCAAAAUAACUUUGAUCAGCCCGAUGCUGUGGCCAGCUUACCCACACCUAGUGACAUCUUGGUGUCCUAUUCUACAUUUCCUGGUUUUGUCUCCUGGAGGGAUACGAAGAGUGGUUCAUGGUACAUAGAGACCUUGGAUAGAGUCUUGGAGGAGUGGGCAGAUCAUGAAGACUUACUGAGUAUUCUUCUCAUGGUGUCUAAUGCAGUGUCUGCUAAAGGGGUAUACAAACAGAUUCCUGGUUGUUUUAAUUUCCUCCGGAAAAGAUUUUUCUUUAAAACCAAGUGAGCAUGGGUACUGCUCUUCUUUCCUCCUACCUGAAACUCUCCUUUCUCUGUGCCUGGGAGCAGCCGCAGGCAAGGGCUCUGGGCUUUCCUGCCUAGGAAUGGGGAGGAGGUAGCCUCCCCUACCGUGCUCUGAACAGCCCCCUCUGGUCUGCUACAUAUGUUGCUGAUCCUGGAGCUAUAGGAGAUGGCACCUUCCUGGCUUUUGCGCCCCCACCAGCAGCAGGUCCAGUGAUGAGCAGAGCUAGAGACUAAAAGGAGUGGAGUAAGAGAAGGCCUAUGGACAUUCAUACCCACUCUAGUGACUUGGUUUCUUUGGAAUUGUGGGCUGCAGGCACCCAAGGAAAUCUCAACUCUUCAAUAAGUAAGAUGGGUGCCACCAGAUCCUAGAAAAUGGAAACCUCUGAGCUUGAAAAAGGCUUUAGAAAUUGUUUAUUUUUUCCUACAGUUUGUGGUUUUCAUAAAAAAAA
Messenger RNA from Trichosurus vulpecula (common brushtail), 1769 nucleotides. RefSeq names its product caspase 9 (gene CASP9). The transcript has 11 exons. Bases 23 to 1303 code for a protein of 426 amino acids. Lineage: Eukaryota; Metazoa; Chordata; Mammalia; Diprotodontia; Phalangeridae. The record is from RefSeq and is a predicted model, not a curated record. Gene Ontology annotation, biological process: proteolysis; apoptotic process; intrinsic apoptotic signaling pathway in response to DNA damage. Gene Ontology annotation, cellular component: cytoplasm.